Molecule: messenger RNA, 1155 nt
Organism: Dovyalis caffra
Lineage: Eukaryota; Viridiplantae; Streptophyta; Magnoliopsida; Malpighiales; Salicaceae
Source: the annotation of a GenBank genome assembly
AUGGCGAGCGAAGACGAGGAAUUGAAGGUGAUACUGGCAUUUCUGUAUCUAUUUUUCUCCAAUUUUCAAUAUACUAGCUCUGUGGAUGCUAGAGUUUCAUCACUUGAAGCCUGGCUGGUGCCUCUGGGAAUUUUUGGAUAUGUGGGGACUGCUUCAAGCAUCAACCACCAGACAGUGGUGAGUGGGUGCUGUGUUGUCUAUCAGGCACUCUCUCCACGUGGCAUUCAUUCUAUGGAUGUUGACACAACACCACCCAUGUCUCGAGGAAUAGAGGCAUUGUGCAAAGACGAGAACCAAUCAAUGAUAACAUCACCUGAUGGUGAUUCGCUCUGGUCACGUUGGCUCACGAUUAGACAGAAAAGUACAGAUCCAGAGGCAGAUGCAUCGUGCGGCGCCGACAUCAUAACGGUUCGCCGUCGCAAAACGCCGGCGCCGAUAUUUCCGGUUCCAAUGUACAGUGAAGCUAAGUUGGCGUUUUACAUAUACCUGUGGUACCCUAAAACUAAGGGAACUACCUAUGUGUAUGAUUCCUUCUUCAGACCAUAUGUUGCGAAGCAUGAGAGUGACAUAGAUCGCAGCUUGUUGGAACUGAGGACUAGGGCUGGAGAUAUGGCAGUUGUAUAUUGGCAAAGAGCUGCAAGUUAUGGUCAGACAAGAGUUUUUGAUAUUUUGCAGUAUAUUGCUGCACAGUCAACACCAAGGCCUCGCGCUGCUCAGCCACAGCAGCAAGGUGCUAGGGGCCGCCAACCUCCUGCUCCCAGUCGUCAACCUUCUACAAACCGCCAACCGGCUCCUACCCCAGCAGAGACUGAAGAACCUCCAUCUCCCACUUCUAGCACAUCUUCAAGUCAGCACCAAACGGAAGUGGCGGAAGAGACAGAUCCUUCAAAAGUGCUUGAAGCAGCAGUUCCUGCAACAGCUUCAAACCCUCCAAAAGCAAAUGGUGCUGCAUCUGAAGUUUCCAGCCAGCCUCAGCCAACCGAGGAAGAAGCAAUGGAAACUGAAGAAGCGCCAUCAUCUUCAGCAAAUGAAAAUGCACCGUCAUCUUCAGCAAAUGAAAAUGAAAACAAUACACCAAAGGAGACUGUGAUGGAGCAAACAAUGCGGUUAACACGUGGCAGAUUGAGGAAAACCCGUUCUGUAACAAAAAGUUGA